GCCCGCGUUUGAGCCGCCGGGCGCGAUGUCGCUGGCGCAGCAGCUGCGGCGCUGGGCGGCCGAGGAGAUGAAGCUGCCGCCCGACAAGAUCCCAUCCGAGAGCGCCGCCCGGCGGAUGUGCUCAGGUCAGUGUGCUGAGAUCUGGAAAUAUGUCAUCCGACAUGUUCACCAUCAGAGGAAUGUAAAGAAAAUUCGUGGAAAUCUACUAUGGUAUCGACAAAUGGAGGAGGCUGAGGGCAAGCUCACUGGGUCAGAGUCACAGAAGGAGCGCCGCAAGCAGCUUGUUAGUGACAUCGCCCGCCUGCAGGGAGAACUGAAGCAGAUUGACCUGCAGAUUGAGUCGGCGGAGCGGGAGCUUGUGGCUGACGAGGUAAUUCUGGAGACGACCCAGGAGGAGAUCUGGGAUGCCAAGCGUCGCACCUUGCUGCUCAAGGCUUACGCAGCCCAGGUUGCAGCAGAGCGCCAGCAGUUGCAUGCGAGAGCCGCACACUUCCAGGGCCGUCUGGAGCAGCUGGAGGAGCUGGAAAGGAAGGCCAAGACUUCAGUGGUGUUUGGUGGGAAGGCCCCGGAGCCCGGAUUUCCCAGUCUGGAGCCCAAAGUUCUGCGAGAUGUCCAGGAAGCCUGCCAGCUCCGCUUCCAUUUCUUGAAGACCCUCUUUGAGCGCAGUGUGUCUGGGAGUUUUCCCAGUGGGAUGAGCGAGGACCAGCUGGACACGUCCCACCAGCAGUGGCUGGGCUUCGUGGAGAAGGUCGUUGGCUCCCACCCGCCGGCCCAUAUCCUUUCGGCCCUGGAGGACCUGGCUCUCCAGAGCACUCAGCACCUGCAGGAGCUGACCGAAAGCCUUGACAUCCCCCGCGAUGUGGAAGCCCUGAAGUUCUGCUACGACAAAGCCCACCUCGAGGACGUCUCAGACCUGGCGGGUGACUUGCCCUCUGUUGGGGGCCUCAUCCAGGAGGGCUGGAGCAAGUGUGAGAUGCUCUGUGUGCAGCAGAUCUCACUGCAUGCCCAGGAGAGGUCUCUUUCGGCCCAGCUGGAUGCCCUUGUCCAGAAGAUGCACCGUCUGCUGUCCGAUGGCUCUGAGCGCUCCAUCCUGGCCAGAGCUGUCUUUGACCUGGAACUCCGGGUGGUGCGAUUACGGGGAUACCGGGAUGGGUUACUGCAGGGCUGCCACCAGCUGAAAGAGGUGGUGACGACCAGGCAUGCCGAACUGCAGGGCUUGCAGGCUAAACGGCAGCGUAUCCUAGACUUCCGCCACCUGGUGAAGGAGAAACAGGAAAACAUCCGAGUGCUCAUCAAGGGCACUUCAUUUAUUAAGUCCCAACUUCGCAAGGACCAGGCUGAGAUCCAGGACUUCAUCAAGAAGAAAUUGCUGCCACAGGCACAACAGCUGGAGUUGGAGACACAGCAGCUGCGUGACCAUGUGGACCGCACAGUCCAGCAGUUCGGGGCUGUCGCCCUGCCUUGUCUGCUGCGCCGAGAGCUCUCUGGGCCUCGGUGUGUCCCUGCCCACGAGCUCUCUAUCCACCGCCUGAGCCGCACAGCUCCAGCUGAGUACCGGGCCUUCCUGAAUGUGUGCAAUGGCGCUGCCUUCCCCCUUUACAAGGCCCCCGAGGAGCUGCUCCCCCACAUGGCAGAGCUGAAGAAGAUGCUUCCUUUCCUCCGCGCUCGCCUGGCUUCAAAACAGAGGGCUCUGGGGAACCUACAACACCAGCUGGAGAAAGCUCCUGAGCCUGACGUGCCAGCCCUUGUGUGCAGGGUGCAGGCGCACGAUCGGGAGCAGGCCCGCGAGCUGCUGCCCCGCAUCCAGCAGGUGACGGAGCAGUGCCGGUGGCGCAUGGAGCAUUGGCAGGAGGUGCAAGCUGUCAUAGAUGCCUGGUGGGAACAACCGGGACAGUUCGUGCUCCCUGGAGAGCGCCGCCUGGGCUUCACAUUGCAGCAGUGGCUGGAGCGCUGGACCCUGGCCACCAGGGCCCUGCAGCAGCAGCAGCAGCAGCAGCACAGCUGGGCCUGAGGCUCGCGGGGUUCGCGCCCAGGUAGAGCUGGGAGGCCCUUGCUGAAGGAGUGUGGCUCGCAGCUCCUACGCCGGCCACAGACCUCGUUCUGCCAGGUUGCCCAGGGGGCAGAAUGGCGACUGUACUGCAGGGAGGUGCUUUGGUCCCAUGCGUGCCCCCACCCAGACCUGUUGCGGGGAGCAAGACGUAGUGUUGCAAGUAGAACUGACCAGCCUUCAUUGGCAGGAGUGUGCCUUCAUAUUUUAUUUACUAAUUCUUUGAAAUAAAUCCGAAUCAAGUUU
Varanus komodoensis (Komodo dragon) is the source of this 2293-nucleotide messenger RNA. It is a transcript of the gene HAUS5, whose product is annotated as HAUS augmin like complex subunit 5. The transcript is spliced from 19 exons. Lineage: Eukaryota; Metazoa; Chordata; Lepidosauria; Squamata; Varanidae. Gene Ontology annotation, biological process: spindle assembly; centrosome cycle. The record is from RefSeq and is a predicted model, not a curated record. Gene Ontology annotation, cellular component: HAUS complex; centrosome. The coding region runs from base 26 to 2011 and encodes 661 amino acids.